Brachypodium distachyon (stiff brome) is the source of this 3536-nucleotide messenger RNA. Its product is annotated as exportin-T. Gene Ontology annotation, cellular component: nuclear pore; nuclear matrix; cytoplasm. The record is from RefSeq and is a predicted model, not a curated record. The coding region runs from base 90 to 3032 and encodes 980 amino acids. Gene Ontology annotation, molecular function: small GTPase binding; tRNA binding. NCBI's taxonomy places the organism in Eukaryota, Viridiplantae, Streptophyta, Magnoliopsida, Poales, Poaceae. Gene Ontology annotation, biological process: tRNA re-export from nucleus. The transcript has 14 exons.
UAUAUUAACCCCAGCUCCGCCUCCGCCCCCCUCUCUUUCCCCGUCUCCGCCCCCUCCACCCAGAUUCCUCCGCGCCGACCUUCCCCUCCAUGGACGACCUCGAGAAGGCCAUCCUGCUCGCCUCCGACUCCCCCGCCGCCGCCUCCGCCUCCCCGGCCGUCCGCGAGGAGGCGCUCGCCUUCUGCGCCCGCGCCCGCGACGAGUCCCCGCCGUCGUCCCUCCUCCGCCUCUGCCUCUCCGGCCUCGCCUCCUCGCCGCACGCGCACGUGCACUUCUGGUGCCUCCAAUCCCUCCACGACGCGCUCCUCCGCCGCCGCCUCGCCCUCCCCGAUGACCUCGCGCUGCUCCGCUCCUCCCUCCUCUCCCUCGCCUCCGCCUCCAACGCCGCCUCGCCGCCCUUCCUCCGUAACAAGCUCGCGCAGCUCAUCGCCCUCCUCGUCCGCCUCGAUUACCCGCACGUCUACCCUUCCUACUUCCUCGACCUACUGCCGCCGUCGCCGCCGCAGUCGGGCCCUGCGGACAUGUUCGCCCGCGUCCUCAUCUCUCUCGACGACGACCUGCUCUCCCAGGACUACCCCCGCAACGCUGACGAGGCCGCCGACGCUGGUAGAGUCAAGGACGCCAUGCGAGCGCAGUGCGUGCCCCAGAUCGCCCUCCACUGGCACGACGCUGCUGUGUCUCUCCGCGCUGCCGACCCUGCGACUGCCGCCGUAGCCCUUGAUGCGGCGCGCAGGUGCAUCUCCUGGAUCGAUGUUGCCCUGGUCGCCAACGAUGUGUUCGUUCCUCUUCUAUUUGACAUUGCGCUUUCCCCUGGAAGUGCUGCUCCACUUGCUGCGGCAGCGGUAGGGUGUCUUUCUGCCGUGGCUGCAAAGAGGAUGGAUGCGAGGGCAAAAGUGGCGUUGCUGAGGUCACUUCUGUCUGCACAGCAGGGGCUUGGUAGCCCAGACAGUGGGUUAAAGAUGGCAACUUUGGUGACGACUUAUGCUGCCGAGGCUCUUGAGUGUUAUCGCAAGCUUGGCCCUAGUGACACUGAUGGAACCGUGGCAUUGGAAAUGCUCGAAGAGGUGCUACCGGCUGUAUUUUCGGCAGCAGAGAGCUCUGAAGAAGAGGAGGUUGAUUCUGGUUCCGUGCUCGAGUUCUUAGCUGGGUAUGUGAGUACGAUGAAAGCUCCAUCUGACAAGCAGCUGGGGCACUUGGGACGUAUCUUGGAGGUGGUGCGGCAACAAAUGUCAUAUGAUCCAGUGUAUAGGGAGCAUCUUGAUGUGCCCGACAAGAUCGGAAAGGAGGAGGAGGAUCUAAUGGCAGAGCAACGCAAGGAUUUAGUCGCGUUGUUUAGGAACAUUUGUCGGGUGGCACCAUCUGCCACUCAGCAGUUCAUAAGAGGGUUGAUGGUGACAGCGCUCUCAUCUGCGGAAGCUACUGUUGAGGAUGUUGAAGUUACUCUUGCUCUGUUCUACCGCCUCGGGGAAACAGUGGGUGAGGAAGAGAUCCGUACUGGGAGUGGAUUGCUUGGGGAACUUGUGCCCAUGCUCCUUUCUGCUAGAUUCUCGUGCCACACACACCGCAUAGUUGCAUUAGUGUAUCUUGAGACAGUUACCCGAUACAUCAAGUUCAUGCAAGAGAAUGUGCAGUAUGUGCCACACCUUCUUGCUGCAUACUUGGAUGAGCGUGGCAUACACCAUCAAAAUUCCCACGUGAGCCGCCGUGCAGGCUACUUGUUCAUGAAAGCUGUCAAGUUGUUGAAGGCAAGGCUAGUGCCUUAUUUGGAUACUAUUUUGCAGAGCUUGGAGGAUGUACUAGGCCAAUUCACUGCUAUGGACUGGGGAAAUAAAGAUGCAAAGUUCUCCAGUUCAGAGGAUGGAAGCCAAGUUUUUGAGGCUGUUGGGUUGCUGAUCGGUAUUGAAGAGGUUUCACCAGAGAAGCAGGUUCAGUGCUUGACAGCUUUGCUGAAUCCUCUCUGCCAUCAGAUUGAGUCGCUUGUGAUGGGUGCCAAAGCGCAAGGACUUGAAGAAUCAUCUCCAAGAGCGAUGAGUCUUCAACAGAUUGUUGUUGCAUUGAAUAUGCUCACCAAGGGUUUUAAUGAGCGCCUCGUGAUGGUAAGUAGGCCAACGAUUGGGGUCAUGUUCAAAAAGACCCUCGAUGUUGUUUUACAAGUCCUAAUCUCAUUUCCUAAUAUGAGAUCCCUACGAUCUAAGGUCAUAUCCUUUCUGCACCGCAUGAUUGAGAUAUUAGGAAUCUCAGUGCUUCCAUGUAUUCCAGUCGCACUAAGACAAUUGCUUGUCAAUAAUGAGGCAAAAGAUAUGGUCGAUUUUCUUGUAUUAAUAAACCAAAUAAUAUCCAAGUUCAAUUCUUCAGCAAGCGGCAUACUGGAGGAUGUCUUUCCCACUAUUGCAAGUCGGUUGUCUGUGAUAUUAUCACAAGAUGCCUUUUCAACUGGUCCUGCAAGCAAUACUGAGGAAAUGCGGGAACUGCAAGAGCUGCAGAGGACAUUAUACACAUUCUUGCAUGCAAUGGUGACACAUGAUUUGUCUACAAUUCUCCUUGCUCCUACCUGUAGGCAGUAUUUGGAGACCAUAAUGCAGUUGCUUCUGUUUACUUCAUGCAGUCAUAAAGACAUACUACUCCGAAAGGCUUGUGUGCAGAUUUUUGUCCAACUUAUAAAGGACUGGUGCACCACUUCCAAAGUUGAUGAUAAGCUUCCUGGCUUCCGAGUGUUCAUGAUUGGGAAGUUUGCUACCGGUUGUUGUUUAUACAGUGUCCUUGAUAAAUCAUUUGAUUUACGUGAUGCAAAUUCGCUUGUUCUCUUUGGUGAAAUUGUAAUGGCUCAAAAGAUUAUGUAUGAAAGAUUCAGGGAGGACUUUGUUGUAAAUUUUGUCGUAAAAGAUCUCCCAGAAGCUCACUGCCCACCGGACCUAGCUGAACAGUACUACCAAAAGUUACAGGGAAACGACAUCAAAGCAUUCAGGUCAUUUUAUCAGUCACUUAUUGAGAAAAUAAGACAACAACAGAAUGGGAGUCUUGUGUUCAGAUAGCAUCAUUCAUUUUUUGUCAAUCUGUUUGCCAGUGGAAAAUUCUUCAAUUGUAUGGUUUGAAUAUAGGGUAGUUGUAUCGGUGAUGUAUAUAAAGCUACCAUUUCUGAGAUGUAUACCGCGGGAACAUUUUACAGUCUGGCUGCGUGACAAAGUUCAUUGUUCACCGCGUGUCAGUGAGAUGCAGGGGAAUAUAACCCAAGAGUUUCUGAUGAGAUAAUACAAGGUUCCAUUUAUUCAUUUCAAGAUCUCCCCCAAAAUGAUUAUUUGUUCUGGUACCCAGGCUUGAAAUUUUGCAAGUCUAUUUCAGUGAGCUAAAUAGUUGGGAUAGAAAGAGUAUGUGCUGGGCUGUGUUUUUCCUGACAGAAGUUGUCGCACCGCCUGUUGUCGUAUACCAAAUUUUGCCAGACUGUUGUGGUUUUCACCCCAUUUGGUCAGCUGGGGGUGUUGUACAGACUAUAAUAUCAUGGCUUUAUAAGGUCUAUGACCCGCUUUCGUUAUCUUUUA